This is a messenger RNA of Neoarthrinium moseri, 840 nucleotides long. RefSeq lists its product as uncharacterized. The coding region runs from base 1 to 840 and encodes 279 amino acids. NCBI's taxonomy places the organism in Eukaryota, Fungi, Ascomycota, Sordariomycetes, Amphisphaeriales, Apiosporaceae. Gene Ontology annotation, molecular function: aldehyde-lyase activity. Gene Ontology annotation, cellular component: cytoplasm. The transcript has a single exon. The record is from RefSeq and is a predicted model, not a curated record.
AUGGGUUCCCUCGGCGCCAGCCCGGCAGUCAGUGCCUCGAAUCCAUUCCGGACCCGCAUUUUGGCGGGUGAGGUCUGUGCCGUCAUGUCGGUGAAGCUCGUUACGAGCAACGAGAUCGCCAUGAUGACCAAGAUGGGAGGCAUUCACGGCAUGUUCAUCGACAUGGAGCACUCAUCGCUCGACCUUGGUCGCGUUUCUCAACUUAUACUCGCAUGCAACUACGUUGGAGUGUCGCCCCUGGUCCGCGUGCCGUCCAAGUCACAUUGGCACAUUAGCAGGGUGCUAGAUGCCGGAGCAGCCGCCGUCAUCAUACCUCAUAUCGAGUCGGUGGAGGAGGUGAAGGCGCUAGUUCAGGCUGCCAAGUAUGCUCCGCUAGGAGCAAGAGGUUGCGCCAACAACCAGCCCAUUUUGAACUUCCAGGGGUUGCCCAGCAAGGUCCAAAACGAGGUUCUGAACCGGGAAACCAUGCUUAUUCCUAUGAUCGAGACGCCGGCAGCUGUCGAGUUGGCAGACGAGUUCCUUGCUGUUGACGGCGUGGACGGUAUCUUGAUUGGUUCAAACGACUUGUGCUCGGAUUAUGGAAUUCACGGCCAAUACGACAACCCCAUCUACCAAGAUGCUGUGACCAAGAUCGUUCUGGCCGGCAAGAAGGCCGGCAAGCCCAUUGGCAUCGGUGGCAUUGGUGGCCGGGUUGACUUGUUGGAAAAGUGGUUCGCCAUGGGCGCUUCGUGGUCAUUGAGCGGUGGCGACCAAGCCAUGCUCAUCGCUGGCUUGAAGGCACUUGGUGAGAAGUACAAUGGCAUCAACGAGCGCGUACAGAAGGCAAGAGCUAGCUCAUAA